Cucumis melo (muskmelon) is the source of this 963-nucleotide messenger RNA. RefSeq names its product toMV susceptible protein tm-1(GCR26)-like. NCBI's taxonomy places the organism in Eukaryota, Viridiplantae, Streptophyta, Magnoliopsida, Cucurbitales, Cucurbitaceae. The record is from RefSeq and is a predicted model, not a curated record. The transcript is spliced from 5 exons. Bases 225 to 668 code for a protein of 147 amino acids.
UUCCUCCUUUGAAAUCUUCUAACCCUAAUCAAAAUUUCUUGCUUUCAUUUCCUAUCAUCGUAGAUUCUUUUUUCCAUCAACGAUUUGAAGAUUUACUAUGGCCGGUAAAGGAGAAGGUAAGGAGAAGGUCCGGCGAUCGGAAUCGAUCUUGGAACCACGUACUUUUGAACCAGCUGUAUCACCUUCUUUUACAGUUGAGGACGAAGACGAAGACAAAUCAGACGAUGCAGAUGACUCCGAUGCAGAGGCAGAUUUGGACAAAAAGGACGAGGAAGAAGACGACAAACAUGAUGAACUGUAAGGGAGAAGAGGUUGAAGUUACGAUUGUUGAUGUUUCUACCAGUCAUCAGAUUGGGAUCGACAGUUUGGAGAACAGAAAAAUUGCUCAUUUUAUAGCUGAUAAGAUCAACAAUUCAUCAGCGAAGGUUCGUGUUUGCCUGCCACGGAAUGGUGUAUCUGCUCUGGAUGCACCAGCGAAGUCAUUUUAUGAUCCUGAGGCUACUGCUACUUUUAUAGAGGAACUACAGAAAGCAAUUCAGUUAAAUAAUGAUAGGCAGGUGAAGGUAUAUCCUUAUCAUAUUAAUGAUCCUGAGUUCGCUGAGUUCGGGGUGGUUUCGCAUGGCUGGAAGGGGUUCUUUAGCAGGUUUGCUGCCUUUUGCCGAUGCUAAUGCCAUAGUGCUUGAAAUGGCCAAUGAAGUAUUGCUUAUAAUUGAAGUGAUAUUGGGUUGAAAGCUAAGCGAUUGUGUAGAAAUGGCCAAGCGACCGUUGAAAAUUGAAGACUGAGAAGGCAUUUACGAUUUUUAAUUAUUUAAUUCUUUUAUUAGAAUCUUUUUUCAUGUACUAUUGUAGAAUGUAUAUAUAAACAUAAUAUUAAUAUUUUAUUUUGUGUAUUCAAAUGUAAAAGACAAAUGUUAUAGUUUCUAACAUAAUAUGAAUUUCAUUGAUUUGUUGACGUGUGAAAAA